Messenger RNA from Sphenostylis stenocarpa, 630 nucleotides. The record is from the annotation of a GenBank genome assembly. Lineage: Eukaryota; Viridiplantae; Streptophyta; Magnoliopsida; Fabales; Fabaceae.
AUGAGUCAACUCAGUGUGGUCUUGCAGGAAUCGCUACAGAGGGAGCCCAGGACCAUUCUCGGCUUGCUCAGGGACCAGAUGGACGGUGUAGAUGCUGGGACCCGCAGGAGGAGGACCUUCAAGGAACGCUUCGGGUUCAUCGGAAUGGGCUGUUGUGGGGCCGCAUGGGGCUUCCGUUCUCACGAGUUAAGUUUCGCCAACGAAGAGCAACAACAGCAGCAGCAACCGAACCACCAGGAAACGGAUCCGGGUCUGAACUGCGUGGGACCCUCUGCGGCUGGUUCGGGUAUGAAUCUGGCUGCGGCACUCGCGGCUGAGCGGCAAAUACGGGGGCCGCAGGAGGAGGCGGGGAGGGCGCCGGGGACGCCGUGGAGGGUGUCGCUGAUGAGACUGCUGGAGGAGAGCGAAGGAGGGGAGUCCGCGGCGGUGGAGAAGGAAAAGGAGGAGGAGAAGGGUGGCGUUGUGGGGAAUGAUUCGGUGUGCUGCGUGUGCAUGGGAAGAAAGAAAGGCGCGGCGUUCAUCCCAUGUGGUCACACUUUUUGCAGGGUGUGUUCGAGGGAAGUGUGGCUUAAUCGAGGCUCUUGUCCUCUCUGCAAUCGCUCCAUCCUCGAGAUUCUCGAUAUUUUCUAA